Messenger RNA from Salvia splendens (bonfire salvia), 1716 nucleotides. RefSeq names its product sugiol synthase. Gene Ontology annotation, molecular function: iron ion binding; monooxygenase activity; heme binding. The transcript has 2 exons. Lineage: Eukaryota; Viridiplantae; Streptophyta; Magnoliopsida; Lamiales; Lamiaceae. The record is from RefSeq and is a predicted model, not a curated record. Bases 56 to 1540 code for a protein of 494 amino acids.
CAACUUAAUUUCAAGACUUUCUCCACCACCACAGCGCAGAUCAAACAAGAAAAAAAUGGACUCCUUCCCUUUCCUCGCUGCGCUAUUCCUCAUCACCGCCGCCACAUGGUUCCUCACCUCCAGGCGGCGGAAGAAUCUCCCGCCGGGCCCCUUCCCCUACCCGAUCGUCGGAAACAUGCUCCAGCUCGGCACUCAGCCUCACGAAACAUUCGCAAAGCUAUCAAAGAAAUACGGCCCUCUGAUGUCGGUGAACCUCGGCAGCCUAUACACCGUGAUCGUGUCCUCCCCGGAGAUGACCAAGGAGAUCAUGCACAAGCACGGCCAUGUGUUCUCCGGCCGCACCAUCGCCCAGGCCGUGGAGGCGUGCGGCCACGACAAGAUCUCCAUGGGGUUCCUCCCCGUGGGGGGCGAGUGGCGCGACAUGCGCAAGAUCUGCAAGGAGCAGAUGUUCUCUCACCAGAGCAUGGAAGACAGCCAGGACCUCCGCAAGCUCAAGCUGCAGCAGCUCCUCGACCACGCCCAGAAAUGCUGUGAUGAAGGCCGCGCCAUUGAUAUUCGCGAGGCCGCUUUUAUCACCACGCUCAACCUCAUGUCCGCCACUCUGUUCUCGUUGCAGGCGACUGAGUUUGACUCCAUGGUCACCAUGGAGUUCAAGGAGAUCAUUGAGGGCGUCGCGAGCAUCGUUGGUGUGCCUAACUUCGCCGACUUCUUCCCCAUCCUCCGCCCCUUUGACCCGCAGGGGGUCAAGCGCAGGGCGGAUGUCUACUUUGGUAGAUUGCUCGCUUUGAUCGAGGGCUAUCUCAAUGAGAGAAUCCAAUCCAAGAAGACUAACCCGAAUGCUCCCAAGAAAGAUGACUUCCUUGAGACACUCGUGGAUAUUCUUGCGGCCAACGAUUACAAGCUGAAGACUCACCACCUCACCCAUCUCAUGCUGGACUUGUUCGUUGGAGGAUCAGAAACGAGCACAACCGAGCUAGAGUGGAUAAUGGAGGAGCUAAUGUCGCACCCCGACAAGAUGGCGAAGGUGAAGGCGGAGCUCAAGAGCGUGAUGGGUGACCAAAAGGUGGUGGACGAAAGGCAGAUGCCGAAUCUCCCAUAUCUGCAAGCAGUGGUGAAGGAGUCGAUGCGCCUCCACCCACCGGGGCCUCUGCUUCUCCCCCGGAAGGCGGAGAGCGACCAAGUGGUGAACGGAUACCUCAUCCCGAAGGGGACUCAGGUGCUGAUCAACGCGUGGGCCAUGGGCCGAGACGAGUCCAUAUGGAAGAACCCAAAUACGUUUGAGCCGGAGCGGUUCUUGGAUCAAAAAAUUGACUUCAAAGGGCAGGAUUACGAGCUGAUUCCGUUUGGGUCGGGGAGAAGGGUGUGCCCGGGCAUGCCAUUGGCCAACCGGAUCUUGCACACGGUGACGGCCACGCUGGUUCACAACUUCGACUGGAAACUGGAGCGGCCGGAUGCAAGUGAUGCGGAGCGCCAGGGUGUGUUGUUUGGGUUUGCGGUGCGGAGGGCUGUUCCACUCAAGGUCAUCCCAUUUAAGCAAUGAGAUCAUCGUGGGAUAUUUUCGUAUACAUUCUCGUAUAUUUUCUUUGAUAGAAUUAAAACGCCCGAAAAAUUCAUUAGCAAUAUGAUUUUUUUGGUUUACCUAUCAGAUUCUACAAUUUUAGUCAUGAUGAGAUGAUUGAGAAUAAAUUAUAAUUUAAUGGUUUUUCGAAUAACUUA